AUGGGCCAACAACAGUCAAAGAACAGUGAUGGAAGCAGAACUCCUUUGAAAAGCGGCUCCUCCUCCAACUUAGCCACUGAAACACUGCAACAAUAUCCCUCCAUAUCCAAGUCGGAUACAAAAGAAAGCACUUCCAGGUCUAUACGGUCCUCGAUCAGGAGCAAGAUCAAAAACUCGAUAGACGAAAAGAACAAUGACAGUCCAAGAGCUUCAGGCUCGGCCUUAGACGGAGGGGACGCCAGUUCAAUCGCCAGCGGCCGUUCAGGCUCAUCCAGGCCGCCGAGAGAAAAGAUCACCAAUGCGGCUCUGGUAGAAUCCCCGGUCUCGCCCACAGACGCAGAUGAUGAGAUACCCUCUCCAGGUACAAGCACACCAGCACGUCCGCCGUCGCCCACCUCGAAAUCCGUCGGAAAAGGCCACAAGUCGGUAGACCGUGCUCAGCGAACAGGAGAGGUAGGCGCUGUUUCGGAUGAAGGACCACACCAGGCGCACCAUCACUCAUCGGCGCAGAAAGCCGGCGAUUCGAUCCUGGUCAAGCGUGAGAACCAGAUCAAUCCCCGGGCGCCAGAGACCAAGGCUUCUUUACGAGCCAAACUAGCAGAACUGCCCGGUGCAUCACCAGGAGGAGGCAUGGGAAUCGGCGACGUCAAUGAUAUGGACCUUGACGACAUGAUUUCUCGGCUCUUGGAUGCUGGCUAUAGUACCAAGGUUACGAAAGCAGUAUGCCUGAAGAAUGCUGAGAUCACCGCCAUUUGUACAGCUGUACGAGAAGUGCUUCUGUCUCAGCCGGCUUUACUGGAAUUGAACGCCCCUGUGAAGAUUGUGGGCGACAUCCAUGGCCAGUAUAAUGAUUUGAUCCGACUUUUCGAGAUGUGCGGCUUCCCUCCCAACGCAAACUUCCUCUUCCUAGGAGAUUAUGUUGAUCGUGGCAAACAAUCCCUCGAAACGAUCCUGCUGCUAUUCUGCUAUAAAUUGAAGUACCCGGAGAAUUUCUUCAUUCUACGAGGCAAUCAUGAAUGCGCCAAUGUGACGCGCGUCUAUGGCUUCUACGAUGAAUGCAAACGAAGGUGCAAUAUCAAGAUCUGGAAGACGUUCAUCGAUACCUUCAAUUGCUUGCCCAUUGCUGCGAUUGUUGCAGACAAAAUCUUCUGUGUCCAUGGGGGACUCUCGCCCAGUUUAUCUCACAUGGACGACAUUCGUCAAAUUGCCCGACCAACCGAUGUCCCCGACUAUGGCUUGCUCAAUGAUCUACUAUGGAGUGACCCUGCAGAUAUGGAACAAGACUGGGAUUCGAACGAACGUGGAGUUAGUUACUGCUUUGGCAAGAAAGUCAUAGUGGAUUUUCUUCAGAGGCAUGAUUUCGACUUGGUCUGCCGGGCACACAUGGUGGUUGAGGACGGCUAUGAAUUUUUCAACGACAGACUCCUGGUCACCGUUUUUUCUGCGCCAAACUAUUGUGGCGAGUUUGACAAUUGGGGCGCCGUUAUGUCGGUGUCCAGCAAUCUCCUAUGUAGCUUUGAACUCCUGAAGCCCCUCGACUCGAGUGCUCUGAAGAGUCACAUCAAACGAGGCAGGAAUGCACGGCAGAAUAUGCUCAACAGUCCGCCUGCACAAGUAUCGGCCCAGAGUUUCUAA
Molecule: messenger RNA, 1635 nt
Organism: Exophiala oligosperma
Lineage: Eukaryota; Fungi; Ascomycota; Eurotiomycetes; Chaetothyriales; Herpotrichiellaceae
Product: serine/threonine-protein phosphatase PP-Z1
Exons: 3
Coding region: 1-1635 (544 amino acids)
Cellular component (GO): cytoplasm; nucleus
Molecular function (GO): protein serine/threonine phosphatase activity
Source: RefSeq, a predicted model, not a curated record